UUUAAUUAAAGUAGUGGACUUCACUUUACUGAGCUUGAUUUAGAAUAACUGUACAGGGAAUACAGUAUGAACUUAUUAUAUUACAUAAUAUUACAUCUAGAAGAAGGAGCUGGUCUCUAGUGUCAUUAAAGAGCAUUUAUAUAGCAGUGUGUUUAGUAGGAUUGAGGGAGGGGGGCUCCGUGUGUUGGUACUUUUACUGCUUGUAUUAAUGGUUGUGUUAAAGAAAGUACAGCUGUUAUUAUAGGAGUUGUUAUAGGAGGCAUGGAGGCCUGUCAUUGUCAUUGGUUUUAAAUAAGCUAUACUUUUCAUUUUCUUUUCUUUCUUUUCCUUUGUUUUUCUUUCUUUUUUUGUGUAUGAAAGUUACUUAUCUGGAGUUUAUUGGGUUUUUAAAUGUUGAAUCUUGAAAUGUAUUACAUUUAUUUUUGCUUUUAAACCAUUUAAAUCAAUUCAUUCCAAUUUGUACCUUUUCUUUCUUUCUUUCUUUUAAUGUUUUAACUGAAUCAAUAUUUUGUGAAACAAGUUUUUUUUUUAUAGCAGUGAAUCUGCUUACAAUCAAUUAACAUAAAACAAUGAUGUUCAAUUAUUAAGUGAUUCUAGAAAACAUUGUGAAAGUUAUGGAAAAGCAUGCAAAUUACACACACAAAGUCACAGAAUUCUUCCUCCUCGGAUUUCCAGGAGUUUCUCCGGAAUAUUAUCCAGCGGUUGGUCUUCUCCUCCUCGCCAUUUACCUCACCAUCGCCUGCGGAAACAUUUUCAUCAUUGCGUUUGUGGCUUAUGAGAAAAGCCUCCAAAAACCGACGUAUUUAAUCUUCUGUAAUCUCGCCGCCGUGGAUUUCGCUUUCGGAACUGCGACCAUGCCCAAAAUCAUCUCUAAAUACCUGCUGAGAGAUGAAACCAUUUCUUUUCCUGCUUGUUUUAUACAGAUGUUUUUUAUUCAUUAUUUUGGAACUGUAAUCUCUUUUCUUCUGCUUUUAAUGGCGAUCGAUCGAUUUAUUGCUAUCUGUAACCCCCUCAGAUACCCUACUAUUGUUACAAACCGCUUUGUUGCAGUAACAUGUGCAGUAUCGUGGAUUAGCUGCAUCUCCUGGAUGACGGUGAUAGUUGUAGGGAUCGUGGUGGCACCGUUUUGUGACUCUAACGUUGUAACUCAGUGUUUCUGUGAUUAUAACGCAGUGGCUAAACUGGCCUGUGGUGACGUGAGAGGCCCGAGGCUAUUCGCCUUCACCUCGGCGAUGAUCGUGCUGAUAGGAUCAGUGGUUUUCAUCUUUUUCUCCUACGUUUCCAUCAUCAUAGCCGUCUUUAAAAUCUCCAACGCUCAAGGAAAGUACAAAACCUUCUCUACCUGCAGUCCUCAGCUCCUCAUCAUCUGUCUUUACUUCCUGCCCCGCUGUGCCGUCUACAUCGUGGACCUGAAAGUGCAAAUGAGCAUCGACGCUCGCAUUAUGAUCACUAUGUGGUACAGCCUCUUCCCUCCUCUGGUCAAUCCCAUUAUAUUCUGCUUCAGAACUAAAGAAAUUAGAGAGGUUUUAAUGACGAAAAUACGAAAAAGAAAAAUCAACGAUCAGCUGAAAGCUCUUUCAAGCUGAAUUCAAAUAGAAAAAAAAAAAAAAUAAUAAUAAAUAAAUAGA
Astyanax mexicanus (Mexican tetra) is the source of this 1628-nucleotide messenger RNA. RefSeq names its product olfactory receptor 1500-like. NCBI's taxonomy places the organism in Eukaryota, Metazoa, Chordata, Actinopteri, Characiformes, Acestrorhamphidae. Gene Ontology annotation, cellular component: membrane. Gene Ontology annotation, molecular function: G protein-coupled receptor activity; olfactory receptor activity. The transcript has a single exon. The record is from RefSeq and is a predicted model, not a curated record. Bases 615 to 1586 code for a protein of 323 amino acids. Gene Ontology annotation, biological process: G protein-coupled receptor signaling pathway.